Molecule: messenger RNA, 708 nt
Organism: Emiliania huxleyi CCMP1516
Lineage: Eukaryota; Haptophyta; Isochrysidales; Noelaerhabdaceae
Exons: 1
Biological process (GO): pyridoxal 5'-phosphate salvage
Cellular component (GO): cytosol
Molecular function (GO): pyridoxal kinase activity
Source: RefSeq, a predicted model, not a curated record
CCGCGUGUCCUCUCCAUCCAGUCGCACACGGUGCACGGCUACGUCGGCAACAAGUCCGCCGUCUUCCCGCUCCAGCUCCUCGGCUUCGAGGUGGACCCGAUCAACUCGGUUCAGUUCAGCAACCACACCGGCUACGCUGGCGGCUUCCGCGGCGAGGUGCUGCAGGGCGCGCAGUUGACCGCGCUGGUGGACGGGCUCCACAGCAACGGCCUCCUCGAGGGGUACGCCUGCGUUCUCACUGGCUACAUCGGCUCAGCCUCCUUCCUGCACGCCGUCCUCGACGUGCUGCGCCGGCUGCGCGCGGCGUCGCCAGAGGUGGCCUACUUUUGCGACCCGGUGAUGGGCGACGGCGGCAAGCUGUACGUGCCCGCCGAGCUGCUCGCCAUCUACCGCGACCAGGUGGUGCCUCUCGCCGCCGUGCUCACGCCGAACGGGUACGAGGCGGAGCUGCUGACCGGGAGGAGCAUCCUCUCGGAGGCGGAGGCACGCAGCGCGUGCGAGGCGCUGCACGAGCGCGGCCCGCACACGGUGGUCAUCACCUCGAUUGCGCUGCCCGGCCGGGACGACGAGCUGCUCAUGCUCGCCUCGCGACGAGACGGUGCCGCGAGCCGGCAGUGGGCGCUGCGGCUGCCGCGGCUGCGUCAAGACUUCACGGGAACGGGCGACCUGACGGCGGCUCUGCUGCUCGCGUGGAUGCAGCGGCUACCG